CAUAUCGCUCGAUUGGGAUUGCUAUCAUUUAGAUAUCAGAUUUUCUAUUUAUUUCAAUAUUCAUUUCGCAACUUAGCGGUCGAUUUUCCUCUGCUUGAUUUAUAUAGUUACUCUUUUUAUUGCAGAUCUACCACGCCUUAUCAGCCUCAGGCUUUGCGGGAGCUGUCUUUUAAAAUGACAGAUUUAAAAGCGACCCCAGGCAGUCCGCUUGCAUCAGAUGGGGAUCCAUGCACCGACCUCGGUCUUAACGGCGUUGCUCCAGAUAUCGAGAAAAAGGCAGGCCCUGGAAGUAUAGAAGAUACUCAGCAACAGAAAGAUUCAGCUUUCAAAUCUCUCGGCCUGCUCGACCGCUUCUUAGCCCUAUGGAUUUUCCUCGCCAUGCUUAUUGGAAUCCUGCUGGGAAACUUCGUCGAGAAUGUAGGGCCUGCACUACAAAAAGGAAAGUUUGUAGGAGUGUCUGUUCCUAUCGCAAUUGGUCUGCUCGUCAUGAUGUAUCCCAUCCUCUGCAAAGUCCAAUACGAAGCUCUGCACCAUGUCUUUCGAAAGCGAGAAAUAUGGGUCCAAAUCGGUUUCAGUAUUGUCGUAAAUUGGAUCGUCGCACCUCUUGUUAUGAUGGCUCUUGCGUGGGCUUUCUUGCCAGAUAAGCAGGGUCUCCGAGAAGGACUCAUUCUUGUCGGUAUCGCAAGAUGUAUAGCUAUGGUUUUGAUAUGGACUGGACUGGCUGGGGGCGAUAACGAAUACUGUGCUAUCCUGGUUGCAGUAAACUCAUUUCUCCAAAUCGUCCUCUUCGCGCCGCUCGCCCUCCUCUUCAUAAAGGUUAUCAGCCACGGCGGACCAGGAGUCAGCGUCUCAUAUUCGACAGUAGCAACCAGUGUAGGGGUCUUCCUUGGAAUUCCCCUUGGUGCUGCCAUCCUCACACGUUUUACACUCCUCAAGAUUGGCGGGGAAAAGUUUUACAACCAGGUCUUCCUGAGAUUCGCCGCACCUUGGUCGCUCAUCGGGCUUCUCUUCACUAUCCUCGUUCUCUUCGCGUCACAAGGCCACCAGGUAGUCCACCAGAUCGUAUCCGUUGUGCGAGUUGCUGCGCCGUUAGUUGUGUACUUCGCCGUUAUCUUUUUCCUGACGCUGCUGGUCACGCAUAAACUGGGCUUUGGAUAUAAGUUAGCCGCGACGCAGAGUUUUACAGCUGCGAGCAACAACUUCGAGCUCGCGAUUGCGGUGGCUGUGGCGACUUUUGGCGCGGAUAGUGAUCAAGCACUAGCUGCGACGGUUGGCCCUCUGAUCGAGGUUCCUGUACUACUUGGGCUCGUUUAUGUUGUCAAAUGGUACGCUCAGAGAAGAGCAUGGAAGGAUUAAAAACGUAGCAUAUAAAUUUAAUGGAUAAUCUCGAUAAAUAAUUUAGAAACUGUUGUAGUUAGAAUAGAG
This is a messenger RNA of Pseudogymnoascus verrucosus, 1425 nucleotides long. RefSeq lists its product as uncharacterized. The record is from RefSeq and is a predicted model, not a curated record. Gene Ontology annotation, biological process: arsenite transport; antimonite transmembrane transport. Bases 175 to 1356 code for a protein of 393 amino acids. Gene Ontology annotation, molecular function: arsenite transmembrane transporter activity; antiporter activity; antimonite transmembrane transporter activity. The transcript is spliced from 4 exons. Lineage: Eukaryota; Fungi; Ascomycota; Leotiomycetes; Thelebolales; Thelebolaceae. Gene Ontology annotation, cellular component: plasma membrane.